Caenorhabditis remanei is the source of this 654-nucleotide messenger RNA. RefSeq lists its product as uncharacterized. The transcript is spliced from 3 exons. Bases 1 to 654 code for a protein of 217 amino acids. Gene Ontology annotation, cellular component: endomembrane system. Lineage: Eukaryota; Metazoa; Nematoda; Chromadorea; Rhabditida; Rhabditidae. The record is from RefSeq and is a predicted model, not a curated record. Gene Ontology annotation, biological process: vacuolar proton-transporting V-type ATPase complex assembly.
AUGGCACAGUGGAACGUAUCACAGGACGACAAAACUCUUUUUCGGGACCUCGUAGCCGGAUCAAAAGAAAAGAUAACUCCAGAAAUCUCAAAAUCGUGCAAAGAAUUCACGAAAAAAGAUGUUGUCAGCUACAAAGACUUGAUCAAUAUUAAAACAAAACUCCCUGAUGAUGUCCCAGUUUUUGUCUUCUUCGAUCGCCUAGUUCUUCGACAUGAAGAUCACACAUAUCGUGCGUCAGAAGCAUUCAGAAAAAGAACAGAUCAACUUAGAAUCCAACAAGAGCAAGAUUCUUACAAGAAACUCAUCCGAGACAUUGAUCCAGAUCAGAAAUACGGAAGAACAGAUCAUAUGGAGAAUUUCGGAACCGAAAUGCGUGCAGUAAAUCGUCAAAUGAUUUCUGUUAUAAACGUUGUGAUAACAGUGGUCGGUGCAUUCUUUUUCGGAUUCUCUGGUGUCACAUACGCAUAUCCUCAUAUGAAAUUAGACCUUCCUACACGGUUUAUCAUUGGUUUGGUACCUGCGACGAUUGUUUUCUUCUGUGAUCUCUACUUCGUUAUCAAAGGAAUGGAUAUGGAUGAAACUGCAGAAACACAACCAAAAGAGAAAGGUGCAGCAUUCAGUUUCAAAAAUAUGGAAGCAAAGAAAAACGAUUGA